This is a messenger RNA of Triticum urartu, 706 nucleotides long. Its product is annotated as Ribosomal L29 family protein. The record is from RefSeq and is a predicted model, not a curated record. Gene Ontology annotation, cellular component: ribosome; chloroplast. Lineage: Eukaryota; Viridiplantae; Streptophyta; Magnoliopsida; Poales; Poaceae. Gene Ontology annotation, biological process: translation. Gene Ontology annotation, molecular function: structural constituent of ribosome.
CAUCCCCUUAUCCUCGAGCCCGAACAGCAAACGCGAGCAGAGAGCGCAACACGAAGAUGGCGACGAUGUCCCUCGCCGCGGCCUCACCCCUCACCGCCUCCACCCCCCGCGGCCUCGCCGUGCCCGCGCCCCGCGCGCCAUUCCUCGGCCUCCGCGCAUUUGGCGCGUCGGCCACGCGGUUCGCGGGGCUGGCGGCGGCGCCGCGGCCGUCGGGGAGGGGCGAUGCGGCGGUGGUGAGGAUGGCGAAGAGGGAGCAGGAGCUGGAGGAGAUUCGGGCCAUGGAGACGGAGAGUCUGGAGCAGGAGGUGGUGGACCUCAAGGGGGAGCUCUUCCUGCUCCGCCUCAAGCGCUCCGCGCGCCAGGAGUUCAAGUCCAGCGAGUUCGGCCGCAUGCGCAAGAGGGUUGCUCGUCUGCUGACUGUGAGAAGAGAAAGGGAAAUUGAACAAGGAAUCAACAAAAGAAAUUCUAGGAAGCUUGACAGGAAAUGGAAACUGGGUAUUGUGGUUGGACCACCACCAUCUCUAAGGGAGAAGAAGGAGGAGGACUAGAAAACAGCAAAAACAGGCAAUUUGCACAAGUCAUUUCACCCCUUAUAAUGGUUUGUUUUGUAAUCCAGAGUACAGCUUUCAAGUCCUUGCUGUUAAAACCAGAAACUUAUGUUACCAUUUUUGCGUGUAAAUCUCAGUUUUAUUUGAAAUUUCUGCUA